Messenger RNA from Populus euphratica (Euphrates poplar), 1308 nucleotides. Its product is annotated as RING-H2 finger protein ATL52-like. The coding region runs from base 241 to 753 and encodes 170 amino acids. NCBI's taxonomy places the organism in Eukaryota, Viridiplantae, Streptophyta, Magnoliopsida, Malpighiales, Salicaceae. Gene Ontology annotation, molecular function: transferase activity. The transcript has a single exon. The record is from RefSeq and is a predicted model, not a curated record. Gene Ontology annotation, biological process: protein ubiquitination.
UAGCAACACCUCCAUUUUGUUGUAAUCGUUUGUCUCGAGAGGGUCAUCCUGUUAUCAAGUUGCCUGGUGACCGACUUGUUUCACACAGGACAAAAUGGUGUUUCUUGUGUUUAUCCCAUGUUUUUCUGACAACACUCUAUGCCGCGUAGACAAAGUGUAUGUCUUGGACACACCGUCACUGUCUUUAGUUAAUUUGCCUCCUCUAGGCACAGGCCAGCUUAGUUAUUGCCAGCAUCCAUCAUGUCAAAAGAAGGUGAUGAUAUUAACUCAAAAAUUGCCGUUCUUCUGAUUGGCCUUGGGUCUGCAGCUCUUGUUAUCACACUCUACCACUGUAUUGCCAUGCGCCGGUUCAGGGCUACGACUACUGAUCAGCAACGGUCACGACAAUAUGGGAUAGAAAUCAUGGCAACGCAAAGCAGUAUUGAGAAUUCCACGGCCCAACUCAUCCCAGCCUAUAAGUUCCAAAAGGGUAUGGGCUUGGUGGGUGAUGAUGGAACUUGUGCAAUUUGCUUGAAUGAAUUUGAAGAAGGUGAGGAGCUGCGAACGUUGCCAGAGUGCUUGCACUCUUACCAUGUCGAAUGCAUUGAUAUGUGGCUCCAUUCGCAUACAAAUUGUCCAAUGUGUCGCACCGAUACCACACCUUCUCCCGGGGUCUAUUUGAGUGCAAGAGAUUUGGAUUCUGAGAGGCCAUCAGUGGUGUAUCAAAAUAUAGAUAGGCUACAGGAUAUAAUUAUACAUUCACGGGCACUCUAGUAGCGUAUCAUGCCGUUGUUGUCUCUGUCCAGGAAUUUUAGCCUUGAGAGUGCAGUAUAAUAGUGCUCUACGCACGUUGUUUGCAGGAAUGUUGAGUUAUAAUGUUGUACAUUCGUGGGCGUGAGCAAAUUUGACCGUCCAAGAUUUUCUUAAGGUGCAAUCUGUUGUUUUUAUCCUUGAAGACCAACAGAGUGUAUGAUUAUAAUUUACAUGGCAGGAUUCACGAGGUCGUAAAUCCCAUAACACGAGCCCGAUAUCGCUGCGUUGGACCUUCGACGUUGUGGUCAACAGCCAAAAGCUCUAGCCUACCGAGCUACUCCUACUGUCGAAGCGAGCAAUUCGAGGUACUUUAGAUCUAUAUUUGUUUCGUGGGAGAGCUAUUCAAAGAUUUUCUUGACAUAAAUGCGAUCUAUUAACAAACAACAUCUAGCAGUCCCCCCUAACUCCUUUAGUUCUAAGGAAAAGAUAGCUGGGCUAGCGAGCAGCGAAUGGCAGGCAAGCAUAGAAAAGGGUGGCUAAUAGCUUGAUUGGUUUAAUUUCUAUGUGCAUCCCAGA